AUGGGCUCAUCUCCUCUUCCCGUGAGCUUGCAGAGCAAGUUCCAGCGACCCCGAGCGGCAUCCCGAUUGAGAGACCUCCGAGGCAACGUUAACAUACUUCGCAAUAUCAUAUUCGCAUUAUUCCUCCUCCGCAUCGUGCGCAAGUCGUUCUGGUUCCUACGAGGCCAUGGUAUCUUCGGAUCGGUCGUCGUCCUCUACCGACAUCUCCACAAGACCGCCUAUACGGUGUUCCUCAACCUGCCCGGAGUUAAGUCCCAGGUGUCGAAACAGUUGGAGGUCGCAAAGAAAGAGAUCGAGGACAAACUCGUACCGACGGGCCCCGGAGUCACUCGCUACCUCCAACUGCCGAAGGAGCCUUGGACCCGCGAUCAAUUGAACGCCGAGUUGGAGUCGUUGGCGACGAUGAAACGAACCCGGUGGGAAGAAGGAAAAGUAUCGGGCGCAGUGUACCACGGCGAACAGUUCCUGUUGGACAUACAAAGCGAUGCCAUGAAGCUCUUCAGUGUGGCCAAUCCCAUCCAUGCCGACGUCUUCCCUGCCGUCCGAAAGAUGGAAGCCGAGGUGGUGGCCAUGGUGCUAUCUCUGUUCAAUGCUCCCGCGUCGGGGGCGGGCACCACGACGUCCGGAGGAACAGAAUCGAUUCUGAUGGCCUGUUUGUCCGCCCGACAGAAGGGCUAUGCGGAACGCCGAAUCAGAGAGCCUGAAAUGAUCAUCCCUAGUACGGCUCACGCCGCGUUCCACAAGGCUGCCAGCUAUUUCAAGAUUAAGCUACACCUUGUCGACUGUCCCGCACCGGAAUACAUGGUGGACAUCAAGAGAGUCAGGAGAUUGAUCAAUCCCAACACCGUGCUGCUGGUCGGUUCGGCGCCCAACUACCCGCACGGGAUCGUCGACAACAUUCCGGCCUUGUCGAAACUUGCGGUUUCCUACAAGAUUCCACUGCAUGUCGAUUGCUGUCUGGGCUCCUUCAUCAUGCCCUGUCUUUCCAAGGCUGGCUUUCCUUCGCCAUGGGCGGACGAAGGCGGCUUCGACUUCCGCCAACCCGGCGUGACUUCGAUCAGCGUUGACACGCACAAAUACGGCUUUGCGCCCAAGGGCAACAGCUGUGUCCUGUACCGCAACCGCCAGCUACGUGAAUACCAAUACUUUGUCUGCCCGGAGUGGUCUGGCGGCGUGUACGGCUCACCGACCAUAGCUGGGUCACGACCGGGCGCUCUUAUUGCAGGAUGCUGGGCCAGUAUGAUGUCGAUCGGGGAGAAGGGCUACGUGGAUGCGACGCAUAAGAUUGUCAGCACAAAACUCACCAUUGAGAACGCGAUCAAGGAACAUCCCGUUCUCAAAGAGACUUUGCGCAUCCUAGGCAGGCCGAUGGUCAGUGUCGUGGCCUUCGAUUCCGCAGACCCUACCAUUUCCAUCUAUGACAUCGCCGACGCCAUGAGCCGCCGGCAAUGGCAUCUCAAUUCGCUGCAAGACCCUCCCGGUGUGCACGUUGCUGUGACGUUGCCCAUGACUCGUCCUGGAUCCGUGGAUGUGCUGAUUGAUGAUCUGGUCGCCGUGGUCGCGGAGGAGAAGGAAAAGGCCGUGGAACGAAUCAAGGCCGGCGGGCCUAUCGACCAAGCCAAAGCUAAAGGAUCUAGUGCCCAACUUUAUGGCGUCGCGGGCAGUCUGCCGGACAAGUCUAUUGUCAAGGAACUGGUGGUGGCUUAUUUGGACACUCUCUACAAGGCAUGA
Molecule: messenger RNA, 1731 nt
Organism: Capronia coronata CBS 617.96
Lineage: Eukaryota; Fungi; Ascomycota; Eurotiomycetes; Chaetothyriales; Herpotrichiellaceae
Product: sphinganine-1-phosphate aldolase
Exons: 2
Coding region: 1-1731 (576 amino acids)
Biological process (GO): carboxylic acid metabolic process; sphingolipid catabolic process
Cellular component (GO): endoplasmic reticulum
Molecular function (GO): sphinganine-1-phosphate aldolase activity; pyridoxal phosphate binding
Source: RefSeq, a predicted model, not a curated record